Molecule: messenger RNA, 551 nt
Organism: Symbiodinium necroappetens
Lineage: Eukaryota; Dinophyceae; Suessiales; Symbiodiniaceae
Source: the annotation of a GenBank genome assembly
GCAUUGAAGCUGGCGAUAUGCAGCAGCGACUUCGUGAGCUCGCCGGCGAGCUCUGGAGGCAAGACCACGAAGACAAGCUGUGGAGCCGCCGCUCUGAAGGCUUCUUGCUGGAGCAGCAGCUCGUCGAACAGCCAGCCGUGGUAGAGGUUGAUCUCGCUGGGGAGGCGGAUGCUAUGAUGGUGGAAGACCUGCUGUCGCAGCUGCCCCGAGUUCGCAGCAGGCUGUUGGCCGAAGCGGACCCUUCCGGCCAACUCGACGCUCUCCGGCUGCUGCGGAGUGGGAUCUGCGCUGAAACGCCAGCAGGCCUGCUCGGAGACCUUCCAAACUGCUUGGUGACGUUGGCCGAGACAGCGGAGGUUGCGGAAAUCCGAGUAGAGGCGAUGGCUGCACUUGCGGACUUGGCAUGCAGCUCGGUGGAGAAGGCCCUCCUAGUGGCCGAGAGUGGAGCUCUGCCGCUCUGUGUGCGGCUGCUUCAGAGCUCCGAUGAGGCCCUUGGUCAGGAAUCCUUCCGGGCACUCCAAGGGGUGCGGCAGACGGCUGAGAUCUUCUAG